Molecule: messenger RNA, 3578 nt
Organism: Venturia canescens
Lineage: Eukaryota; Metazoa; Arthropoda; Insecta; Hymenoptera; Ichneumonidae
Product: maternal embryonic leucine zipper kinase-like
Exons: 13
Coding region: 125-1969 (614 amino acids)
Biological process (GO): protein phosphorylation; intracellular signal transduction
Cellular component (GO): cytoplasm
Molecular function (GO): protein serine/threonine kinase activity; ATP binding
Source: RefSeq, a predicted model, not a curated record
UGUUUACGUUAAAAAAUCCGUUCGGUUCAAAUAUAAUAAGUGAUGCGUCUAUUUUCGCAAAACUCGGAUUAUUUUUAUUGUUUUUAAUUGAUUUAUUCGGGGGUUUAAAAAAUAAUUUGGAGCGAUGGUGCGUCCUAUCGCACUCAAAGGAUUGUAUGAACUUGAAAAAACUAUCGGUUGUGGUGGUUUCGCGAAAGUUAAGCUUGCGACACAUGUCGCGACUGGUGAAAAAGUUGCGGUUAAGAUUAUGGAAAAAGCAGCAUUGGGAGAUGAUUUGCCACGAGUAAAACUCGAGAUCGAAGCUUUGAAAACUUUGUCCCAUCAACACAUAUGUAAAUUGUAUCAAGUAGUUGAAACUACGAGUCAUUAUUUUAUGAUUAUCGAACACUGUUCCGGUGGCGAACUUUUUGAUCACAUUGUUGAUAAGAAUAGGCUUUCCGAGUCAGAGUCACGUAAGUUUUUUCGACAAAUUGUUUCUGCAGUCGCUUAUCUUCACAGUCUUGGAUAUGCACACAGAGAUCUGAAACCAGAAAAUGUUCUGCUGGAUAGAGAUCAAAAUCUUAAACUCAUUGACUUUGGUCUGUGUGCAAAGCCCAAAGGUGGCAUGCAAGCACAUCUUUACACUUCUUGUGGUUCACCAACUUAUGCUGCUCCAGAGUUGAUAUUGGGAAAAAAAUAUUUAGGAUCAGAAGUAGAUAUAUGGAGUAUGGGAGUCCUUCUCUAUGCCCUCCUUUGUGGAUUUCUUCCGUUUGACGAUGGUAACAUAGAAAACUUGUACAAAAAAAUACUUAGUGGAAAGUACGACGAACCUAGUUGGCUGUCGAGCAGCAGCAAAAGAAUCAUUCGUGCAAUGUUACAAACUGAUCCAAAGAAGAGAAUCACGAUUGGGGAAUUGUGCACCCAUGCGUGGAUCACAUCAGGAUUUCUAAAUCCUGUUACUUUUGUAAAGAAGAUAAAUUUCGAAAGGGAUGACGAAGUAUUGAGCACUAUGGCAGCAAUAUGCGGCGAGCAAAACGAGGAUAUUUGGAGGACAUUGACAAAAAGUGCUCGAACUGAUUACAGAACAGCCACGUACUUGUUGCUGCUGGACAGAAAAAUGAAAGGCCUGUCUCUAAAAAUAUCGUCCUCGUCAAAAUCUCAUAUCCAACAAAUCUACGAAAGGGGUUUGAAUCCGGUUAUCACAGAGCUUGAUCAAUCUCCGAGAAAGAAGGCUUUGGGAAGAUCGCCGAUAAACGAAAGAACCUACAAUUUAUUGCCAACUACACCAGAAACUGCGGACAGAACUCAUGGAGACAAUUUCACGGAGCCAAACAUACCGGGACGCAAGAGACUGCGCAGUCGCGAUCCCGACGAUCCAUCUUCGCCGGUACCGACAAAAAAAGCAACGGAAAAAAACAGACAACCUGGAACUCCUACGAUUAGAGAAGGAACGCCUGCCAAAGGAUCGCAAAUUUCGACUCCUGGUAGUGCGAGAAAGGUGAUAAUGGGUCUCGAGCGCGGUUUGAACCGAGUACGAUGCGUUUUGACACCGAAACGGCGCACAAAAAACGAAGAGAACAAUAGCGAUCAGCCGAACAUGCUUUCGGGCAAGGGACUUUGCAAUGUCUCGUCAACGUCCAGCGACUGUCCGGAAUACGUUCUUUUGCAACUUCGACGUGCGCUUCAUCGCAAAGGAAUAAUUUGCCGUAGGAAGGGGUUCGUUCUUCAGGGCGAAACGGAAUCCCUCGACACGGAGAAUAUCAAAGAGUGUACGAAGCCGUUUACCUCGAGGAAAGCGUGCUCCUUCGAGCUGGAAGUUUGCCUACUCGAGGGAAUAUCAGACGUUAAACCAUUGGUUGGUAUACGUCGUAAAAGAUUGAAGGGUGAUGCAUGGGUUUACAAACGCGUGUGCGAGGAAGUUUUAGCGCUCACGGCCGAGGCGGUGCCAACAGAAAACGAGCAAGAUGCCGAAUCCAAGUGUCUCAUUUGAUUGGGGCUUAUAAAAUAACAUAAACAAUUUUCACCAGCCGGUAAUUCAUCAUUUUUUUCACUUAUUAACGUUCGCAAGACGUUUCGUGAGUGGAAGAAACGUCGCGUUUGGAACGCAGCAAUAAGGCAGCGGUAAUUGAUCAGUUGCAAAUUAAUCACAGAAAAAGAAGCAUUUUUUAGUCUUUACGUCAUGGGUCAGGGAUUUUUUUAUAUUCUUUUUGUUUUUAGCCCUAAUAUUAGUUUUGUACUUUUUUUUUUUAUAUAUUAUAUGUCGAGCCUCAAAUUAAGGGUUCCUCGCUGAAAUUGUGAUCUCUCGAGUCAAGUUAUCGUUUUUAUUGGUACGAAAAUUCGUAAAUCAUGAAAUAAUUCAUAGUUUGUGGCCGUAAUUUCUUCGUUCAGACAAUUAUUUUUGCCGUAUAAUCAUAUCAGAAUUUGAAAGCAACAUUCCAUAUCAUUGUAAAUCGUGUUUUUGGACGUAGAAAUGAAUUUUUUUUUCAUAAGAGUAUUUGGAACGUGCAUCCUGCCAGAAUAUGUGCCUCGUUGACGAAUGUCAAUGAUGUGUAUAGUAUUCAAUUGUGAGACAUGGGGAAUAGAACUCUAAAAAUAAAAUGAAAAAUGUUUCGAAGCUCUUCGAUCGAAUGCUGCGACUUAUUGUUCCAUUUGCUCCAUAAAUAAAAGGGUAGUAAAUAAAAUCGUCGUAUAUCAUGUGGAAUCUGGAGAAACAUGAGAUUCUGGUCGGUGUCGAGUACUUGGAAAAGGUUUUCGAAAUUCUUCUUGGCAACAAAGAGCCACUUUAUUGCCAAAGAAUUUGAGACUGGAGGGAAUAAAGAGAGAAAGUAAAAUGGAAAAAAUUGAGAAAAGAGGAAGGAAAAUUGAGCCCAGUUUCGCGAAUACGCGGCACGAACAAACCCCUUUUUAAGGACGUAUAUUUGUAUGGAAAAAUGUACGUUUCUCUAGUUUAUAUUAUACGAGAUAUAAAGACAUCGAGCGGCUCGUUUGAACGAGACGAGCUAUCGAAACUCAAGGGCUUCGUGAUCUUUAACUGGGGCUUCUAUUUCCAAGUCGUACACGGAGAGAUAUCGAACGGCAGCUCGAAGAGCAGGUCGAAGAGUUAUAAAAUCACCACAAAUCGAUCAGGCCAAAGUGGAGGCCGCGGUACUAGUACCAUUUUAACUUUUAUGGUCAGGCACAACGACCAGCCCUCUUUUAUCUCUUCCGCACGAUGAUCCGUGAUCUUCGCGCGAUAUUUCUCUCUUCCUCUUUCCUCCUGCCUUCUUACUGCCUCCUUUUUCUUUCACUAUAUGCCCAGUUUAGGAAUAUAUGCCAAGCUCCUCUUUGCGGAAUGCAAGGUCUUGCACACAACUAUUCUGCUCGAUUUCUCAUUUUUCAAACAUUUUUUCUUUUUUUUAUUCGUCAGUCCUUUGUACAAGGGCAAAUGACUGGCGCUAUACAAAGAGCUGAGGCUCGAUCUCGUAGAUCUUUUCAAAACUUCUAUUUAUUAUUUCAAUUUUUAAAUUUUCAAAAAUUGCUGUAUUUACAAGAACUUCGAACGAAUUCCUUCCUUGAUAUCCAGAAACCAAAAUAAAUCGAAGGCAACCAUUUUCACGAUA